UGUUUUUAUUUAUUGUUGUUUUGAUUCAUUUAUCUAAUAUAAGUGCUAUAAGUACUCUCGUUUGUGUGUCUUGUCAACAAUUAAACAAAUCUCCUUGAGUAUCUUUUGUAUCCUAUAUCCACCCACCAUUUGUUAUCAUUAGCGUUAUUAUAGCGAAGCGCACUAAUUACAACUUGCAGUGAAUUAGAUACGAAAAUAGAUUACUCACAUGGGCCAUUUUUACAACACCGAACCGGUGGUGUGGCCGUCCUGAUUCUGAUUCUGAUUCCGAUUCCGAGAGUAACGACAGAGAGUCAAAAUGCUGAUGGUGCUGGAGAACAAUAUGCAAAACCAAACGCUUAUCAGACAUACACCGCCGCCGCCGACACCGCCGCCGACGUUCGAUAAGCAAAGUACAUGCGUAUCUCUUGAUAUCGUGCCGUUCGCGUCGUUUUCGAUGAGUUCUCCAGCCGUGCCAUCAGCAGCAGCGUUGGGAAUGGGAAUCACAAGCUUACCGCAACGACGACGACGACGGGCUCAGUUGUAUCGUGACUGGCAUGGCACCCGUCCAAUUGAUCGAGUCGUCGUCGUUAUCGUUCGAGCUCUAGCAAAAAGACUGUUAAUGAUGACUUCGGCAGUGGCGAGUUCGUCAUCGACGACGUUAAUUGCAUUUCUGCCAAUUCUUCUAUUGGUGCUGUGUGUAGUCGCAGCAGAAGUUGCGGACGUCGUCGUCAUCGGCGAGAUCGAUGGCCUUACCCCAGAAGAUGUUCGAUUUGCAACGUUACGCUGCCAGAACGAUUCCACGGAUGAUCCAGCGAUGCGGCUGCAGUGGUCUUUGCGGAUGUUUCCGGAUAACCAUGAGACUCAUUGCUAUGUAAAGUGUCUCCUAAGCAAAUUAGGGCUAAUUAAUUUGGAGUACAGGGGACUUGAUGGCCAGAAAUUCAUUCAACCGUUGGAAAAUCAGGACAUUGAUAUUUCGGACGAAUGCUUCUCACAUCUCGAUGAUAAACUCAGCGGAACUUGUGAGAGCUAUUACAGAAAAUGGAUGGAUAUGAGAGCAGCUUGCAAGGAGUUCUUCUACAUUUCCCUCUUCGAGGACCCAAGGGAGGUGGACAAGUUCAAUAAAAUGAAUGUUACCCAAAGUAAGAACUUUGGAGAAACGGCUUCGGAGUUCUGCAGCAAAGACAUUACCUUAUCCGAAAGUAGGGAAUUGACUUCAGAGCAAACCCUUGGAGAUGACAUACUGAGUAUUUUUAAAUGUGAAUUGGCCUGCAUUUUCCGACACAUUCGUUACUUUGACAUUUAUGGAAGAAUUGACAAGAAUGAAAUAAUUCGUAGUUUCAAAGAAGCCAAUUCGGACUCUAAAGCCAAUCUGCAGGUUAUUUCCAAAUGUGCUCAUAGAUCAAAUUCACUAUACCCAUUUGGGCCUUGUCAGAUGGCAUACGAACUUUAUCAGUGUUUUAUAAAAAAAGUUAAAAAUUUUAAAGAAAUUUAUGCACAACGCGAUAAGAUAAGUCGGUAUUUUUAAUUGAGCACCACCAGCACCUAACCUACCUACAAAGAUAAAAAUCUAUUUCAGAAAAAUAAAGAAAUAUUAGAUGUAUGUAUGUUUAUAUGUGAUUCACAAUUUUAUUUGAAACUGUUAAAAAAAUAAGGUUAAGUGUGUUUUUAAGUUAAAUAAAAAGAUUUGAUCUUUGAUGUUAAACAUA
This is a messenger RNA of Eupeodes corollae, 1688 nucleotides long. RefSeq lists its product as uncharacterized. The transcript has 5 exons. Gene Ontology annotation, molecular function: odorant binding. Bases 299 to 1507 code for a protein of 402 amino acids. NCBI's taxonomy places the organism in Eukaryota, Metazoa, Arthropoda, Insecta, Diptera, Syrphidae. Gene Ontology annotation, biological process: sensory perception of smell. The record is from RefSeq and is a predicted model, not a curated record.